This is a messenger RNA of Stegostoma tigrinum, 8402 nucleotides long. RefSeq names its product dynamin binding protein (gene dnmbp). The record is from RefSeq and is a predicted model, not a curated record. Gene Ontology annotation, biological process: intracellular signal transduction. The transcript has 17 exons. Bases 108 to 4493 code for a protein of 1461 amino acids. Gene Ontology annotation, molecular function: protein binding; guanyl-nucleotide exchange factor activity. Lineage: Eukaryota; Metazoa; Chordata; Chondrichthyes; Orectolobiformes; Stegostomatidae. Gene Ontology annotation, cellular component: cytoplasm.
UGGAAUUUCCAGACCUGGGGGCACGAUCAGCACUGCCAAUGGUGGAGUUACUGAAAUUGGAAUGACACAAGAGGCUAGAAUUGCUGGAGUGGAGCAGAAAGUCUGUGAUGGAACCAGGCUCCCUGGUCCGAGUGGUCUUCGAUUUCCUGCCCAGUGUCUCAGAGGAGCUGCCUAUAUUUGCGGGUGAUGUCAUUGAAGUGUUGAGUGUGCUUGAUGAGUUCUGGCUACUAGGGAAGAAAGACGGUGUGACUGGGCAGUUCCCCAGCAGUUUUGUGGAAGCUGUCUCCAUUCCGAACACCAAACUAGGGGAGAGGCUGUGUGUUUGCAUCAAUGACUUUGUCGCUGCCACCAGCAGUGACCUGUCUCUCCGCCGUGGUGACAUUGUGGUUGUGGAAGACUCUCCCGAUGGAUACUGGCUCAGAGGACGCACUAACUGGGGCCUGUGCGGCAUGUUCCCAGCCUCCUGCGCCCGGGAGCUGCGUCUCUCAUCCCGGGCCCGCCAGCUCUCCCGCCAUUUGGGGGUCAAGUUGCCAGAUUAUGGCCUGGGCCUUGCCCGAGCCCUGAUGAGCCUCUCUGCCCAGCUGCCCGAGGAGCUGGACUUCACUGAGGGUGACCUCAUUACCAUCGUGGGCCUGCCUGAGCCUGGCUGGUAUGAGGGAGAGCUGGAUGGCAGGCGUGGGAUCUUCCCUGAGGGCUUCGUGGAGCUGGUUGGCCCCCUGCAGACCCCCGAGGGGACAUCUGGGUCUGGGCUGGGUGGCCGUGAGGAGGAGGAGGAGGAGGAGCAGGACGUUGAGGAGGAAGGCAAUGGCAUUGAAGAGGAAGGGGAGGAGGGCAUUGAGGGGGAAGGAAAUGUGGAGGGAUCGGCAGCCCCAGGAGUUUACGUAGUGGCCAUGUAUGAUUUCCAGGCCCUGGAGCCUGAGGAGCUAGACUUUGUUAGGGGUGAGCGGAUCAGGGUGACUGAGACUCUGGAGGAUGGUUGGCUGCAGGGGUCAGUCGGGGGUCGGACUGGGAUUUUCCCAUUCCGGUUUGUAAAACUGGAGGGGGAUGGGCAGCUGGGGGGCUUGGAGCAGUUCGGUGCCAGGCCGACAGCCCAGGGGCUAGACUCCACUGGGAGGGGAACCUUCACUGAGCCGGUGUUGACCCCUGACUCUGCAGGGACACGUGGUAACCGUGGCCAGGUGACCCAAGCUGGGCCGACAUCGAGCCAACCUGUCUCAUUCCAGAGUCGGGGGUCGGCAGAGAUUCCUCAGAUCCCAGCUGUGCCAGCAGCUCCAGAUCCGGAGCGGCUGAGCGGGGAGGGUGACCUGGGUCAGCAGAAGUCAGGGGUGAGGAGUUGGAGCCCCACCCCUGUGACCCCUCAGGGCAGUGGCUGGUUGGGUUUGGGCCUGGCUCCCGGGGGUGACCUGGACACCAAGUGCUCCGAGCAAAUCGAGGAGUUCAACCGCAGCAUGCCAGGCCUGAGGUCAGAGGUCAGUCCAGCAUUCCGCCGCCACUUCUCCAUUUCAGACUACAGCACCGAGCAGGAUGUCGCCAGUGGCUCCCCCCAGAGUCCGGGCCGCUUUGCCAGGCCCCCUCCUCCCCGCCCUCGGGGCUCUGCCCCCUCUCCUUGGCCCCCCUCUCCGCCUCGGCCUCUCCGCCCCUCGAGGCCUGCGCCCCUACCCCCUCCCCAUGCCUACUCCCGCAAGGGGUGCCCCUGCCCACGGAGGAGCCCCCAGCCCAGACCAGCUGGGGGGUGUCAUCCGCUGCUGGAAGCGGGCAGCGAGUCGGAAGGUGCGCCCCUCCCCCGGGGCCCGAGCCCCAGCCCCCUGCUGUCCAGGAUCCAGGAGUUGGAGUGGGACUUGGAGAUGCACUACCAGACCCAGGAGGCUCUGAGGGUCAUGGUUGAGAGACCGGCCGAGGAGAGUCUUCGUUCUGAGGCACUGGAGAACCUGGAAAUCUGCUCCUAUAGCAUCAAGACGUUGGAAGGAGAGCUUCAGACUUUGAAAGACAUGACACUUUUAUCCAAUGACCACCGUGCUCUGGAACCAGCCCUACCAGAGAGCCCCAGUCAGAAGAUGAUGGAUAAGAGGGCAAAGGUCAUCGAGGAGCUGCUGCAGACAGAGGCUGAUUACAUUAAGGACCUGGAGAUGUGUGUGCACAAGGUGCUCAUCCCCCUCCAAAACAAACAGUUACAGCAGGUCGACUGUGAGGCUCUCUUCGGAAACAUUCAGACGGUUAUAGAGGUUUCCAAGCGGCUGCUGAUGGAGCUGGAGGGUACUGACAGUAUAGGCCAUGUGUUCCUGUCCUUCAGGAAUGAGCUUGAGGAUAUGUACAACAUUUACUGUCAAAACCAUGAGGAGGCCAUCGCUCUCCUGGAGAUAUAUGAGAAGGACAAAGAGAUUCAGGGGCAUAUGAACGCGUGCCUGGAUCACCUACGGGCAAUUUAUCGUCAGUGGGGCAAAACAAAUUACAUCAACCUGGGUUCAUUUCUCAUUAAGCCAGUGCAGCGAGUUAUGAGGUACCCGCUGCUUCUGAUGGAGCUGCUGAACGCUACCCCAGAGACACACCGAGACAAAAAGCCGCUAGGAGAAGCUGUACUUGCUGUGAAGGAUCUCAACGUUAACAUCAAUGAGUACAAACGGCGCAAAGACCUAGUUCUGAAGUAUCGGAAAGGGGACGAGGACUCGCUGAUAGACAAGAUCUCGAAACUGAGCAUGCAUUCCAUCAUAAAGAAAUCCAACCGGGUUAGCAGCCACCUCAAACACCUGACAGGCCUCGCUCCCCAGAUUAAGGAUGAGGCAUUUGAGGAGGCAGAGAGGAGGUUUCAAGUGCAGGAGCGGCUCAUUAAAUCCUUCAUCCGCGAUCUCUCCCUCUAUUUACAACACGUGCGGGAGUCUGUGUCAGUGAAGGUCCUGGUAGCUAUGAGUACCCUGGACAUAUAUGGGGAGAAGAAUCACCCAGACCUGGAGAGCUUCCAGCGAGCGCAUCGAUUCAUCAGUGACAACCUCUUCACCAACUUUAAAGAGCGGACUGAGACCCUCGUCAUCGCCCCCUUGAACCAGCUCCUGGGGAUGUGUGCGGGGCCCCACAAGCUGAUCAUCAAACGCUUCGACAAGUUGCUGGACUACAACAAUUGCAAGGAGCGAGCCGAGAAACUAAAAGACAAGAAGGUGCUGGAUGAGCUACAGGCAGCCAAGAGCAACUACGAGGCUCUCAACGCCCAGCUCCUCGACGAGCUGCCAAAGUUCCACAAGAGUGCCGAACAACUCUUCAUCAACUGCAUGCAAGGGUUUGCUGAGGCCCACCAGGAGUUUGUGGGCCUGACGCUGAAUGAGCUUCAGCCGUUGUCACAGUUCCUCACGGUGGUGAGUAAGGACACCAGUAUCGUGGCCUCGUUCCAGGAGCAACAUGCCAAAGCCAUACAGCUACUCCAAGUCUUCAGUUUCUUCCCCGACACACUCCCUCCCUCCAGAAAGCCAUUUGAUCGGAAGACUACAGACCGGCAAUCAUCGAGACUGCAAGCAUCGACCAUGCCAAUCACCAUGUUUCAGACAGACGAACAGCGGGCCGCCUUACUGGCAAAGUACGAACCAGACAAGCUCUAUCAGACGGACCGAAACUUCAACGCUGCUCAACAACUGGAUGUUUCCCUGCUGGAAGGAGACCUGGUCGGGGUGAUUAAGCAGCAAGAUCCCAUGGGCAGUCAAAAUCGCUGGCUGGUGGACAAUGGGGUGAUGAAGGGUUUUGUGUACAGUUCCUUUCUGAAGCCAUACAAUCCACGACGGAGUCAUUCUGACAUCUCGGUAGGGAGUCACUCCUCCAAUGAAUCUGGUUAUGGUGGGUCAUCUCCGGUCAUCUCACGGCAGAACAGCACCUCGGCCGCGGUAGUGAACCCCUCGAGUAGCAUGGCCUUGUGUUCCUCCCAAUCGCAUGUUGCACCAGAGACUGUGGACGCCCCUCCCCCGAAGGCAGUGUCACAGCGGCGGAAUGUACCAGAACCUUCACUGCCACAUGUGGCCGCGUCCCCUCCCUUGCCAAACCCGGCUGACACCCCCUCCUUGUUGUCGUCCUCGUCACUCUCGUCGCCGACACGCCCAGCCCCUCAGGUGCAUCGGUCCAACACCUAUGACCCACCAGCCAGCUCCCAUCAGUCACCCGCGCCUCACCGGCCACGUGCCAAGGAUUCCUACCUGACUGUGCAGCCAAAACGGUUCAACCAGAUGGAAUACUCCCUGCCGCGGAAAUCCCGGGACUGUAAGCGAGAGCUGCGCAGGACCUCAUCGCAGGAGGGGUAUUUGGAAGCCAACGACUAUGAUCCUGGGCAGCAGGUUUACUAUGCGAUCUACGAUUUCAGAGCUCGAUGUGCUAAUGAACUCUCCAUUGUUAACAACCAGCGAGUACGAAUCCUCCGGUUCCAGGAUAUGAAUGGAAACCGGGAAUGGUGGCUGGCAGAAGCUAAUGGAAAACGGGGAUAUGUCCCCGCCACUUACAUCAGAAAAACCGAAUACACGUGAAGAAAACAGACAAAAUGGGGAGCGGGAAAAACCUGGAAAAGACUACAAGUACAUCCCUCAUGUAUUUAAAGACAAUUGAGCACAAGAGCAACGAAUGUCUCUCCCUCCAAACUCCAGACAGAGGAGGAAGCUUUUCGAUUGGUUUUGGUGUCUUAUUCCUCCAAAGAUGUUUCUCAGAGUUUUGGUUUAAACUGACCAAAUGGAAUAAUUGCUGGAACUAAUCCAGGUCAAACCUACUUGGCGUUAUACAAAAAUGACCUCAAUUGACCAAAUACCAGUGAUAAAAUAUAAAAUAUAUAUGACUUUUUAUAUUAUAUGUGUAUUAUAUAUAUAUAUAGAAAUAUAUAGAUAUACAAUUGCAGAACAAUUCUUUUUAAGAACAAACAGUAUUUUAUACCAGCUGAUCCUGUCUCUUCUCCCUGCCACCACUGGUUCCAUUGCCAUUUCCAAGGCAUCAUUUCCCAUCAUGCAUUUGCCUGAAACCAUAGCAACCUACGUUUUAUUCGGGACAAAGGCAGCAUUUAUUAAAAACUGCCGAGAGAGUUGUGUCCAGUCAGUGAGAGAGCUUUCACGUGACCUCAGGUGAUUACUUCCGGUGGGAGCAGCCUUUCGAGGCAGGCCGCAGUUGAUCCGCACAUCUCCAGCUAUUCUGAAAUGUGACAAUGCAGCAUUUUUCAGUCGAGCAUGUCCUCAAGACCGUGCAACGGGUAUUUUACGUGACACACAGUGAGCAGAAGCUUGUAACGCAGCCAGCUGGAAUAUUAUUUCUGGAAGUUGACUUUUGUGAAGCCUUGGUGGUAAAUUUGUUCAUUUAAAUAAAUUCUGUUGUUCUGACAGGGAUGAGAAGACUGUAGGUGGUAUGUCUGGUUCAUGAUGUGGAUGGAGUAAAACUAAAUGGGGUGCCUGAUGGGUUUGAGUGAGGGAGAGGUGGUGCCCAGGUGCUUUCGCAAACCAAAUGCCUGAGUAAUGGGUUGUCAGCAGCAAAAGGCAUCACACUGCAGAAAAGUAGGAGGUGAAGCGCCAUAAUCUGUGUUGAAUGGCAGAAUAGGUAUAAGGGGCUGAAUAAACUCUCUUCAAAACAGCAAUAGACAGGUAAUACGAGGGGAAACAUCCUGCCUUAAGCCUGAAAUGGCAGAGGAUGUGGCUGUGUGUCAAGAAUGCACCUUGUUUCGGUUUUCGGGGGGGGGGGGUGGGAACAGGCUAUCGAGUUGGAUGAUCAGCUGUGAUCACGUUGAAUGGAGCAGCAGUCUAGGUAGGGCCAACUGGCCUACUUCUGCGCCUGUCUUUUGCCUCUAUGGGUGCGUGUCUGUACCUUUUUUUGCUUUCUGUCCAGUCCCAGAGCUGAUGCAGUCCUUAACAUAUCCAGCAUGGUGUUUACUGGAUAUUCUAACAAACCCCGAGAGGCAGCUCACCCUCGCGACAGCAGCAUCCAUUUGCGACCCACGCUCCUUUCCCUCUCUCCUCCUCCUCCCACCCCCACAGGCAGUAACUACGGAGUUUUCGGCUGGGUUUUCCUGGCUCUCGGCCACAUACAGUAUCAGUAUCCCUAAAGGCAGCCAGCUGUUGAUGCCCCUCGACCUCCUAUUGUGGACGUAGGAGACCCCCAGCACAAUUCAGUGAUGGUAACCGCGAAAGCCACAACAGACCUAGCGAACCACCCUGUAUCACCUUUUGAAACAGUUGUGUUUGUGAUAACAGUAAAUCUUGGGUUUCUGCAGACUUCAGUGUUUCCGAUUGGCAGGAAGUUUACAGAUUAAUAUUUCCCAUUCACCAGUUCGAACAGCCCUCUGCCAUCAAUAGGUGCAGUCUGUCCUGCACAGUCUCAUCACUACAAGAAGGUAUCUACCCAAACUUGAAUUCAACAGAUUAUAUUCUUUGUCCAAUAUUGUGUGAGAGAAGGAUUUCGGAAAUUGAAGUAGAUUUUGUGGGUAAGGACCAUUAUAAUUUCGUUAACAGGUUAAUGACAUUAACGUCUUGUGACACUCAGGUACCUUUUUAUUCUCUCCAGGCUGAGCUCAGGUUUAAAUAGGUUCCUUAUUAGCAUGUUCUUCCAUUUUUUUUUUGGAUCCUAAACUCUGCAUUUUCACGGAGCUGAACAUUGAGAAACACAGGGUGAAAAUGAUGAGUAAAAACAAAGUCGAAUGAGCUUCCAGAAGUGGUGGAUGUAGGUACAGUUACAAUGUUUAAAAGACAUUGGGAUAAGCAUGUGAUUAAGAAAUAUUUGGAACGAUAUGAGCCAAACAUAGGCAGGUACGACUAGUUUAGUUUGGGAUUUUGGUCAGCAUGGAGUGGUUCAAUUGAACCAAUUGGCUCUGUUUCCAUGCUCUAUAACUCAAAGCUUGUGAUUAUGUUGAGUUUUACUAGUCACAGGGUGGCCAGACAUUUGUCCCCUGGCAGUGUAUGAACCCAGACCACUAUCAAUGCAUGACCUCUGUCGGUUUGCAAACCCCAUUCGGUGCCACCUCCCACACUAUACCCAACCUUUUCCUGGAUGGUGUCAAGCUUCUUCAGUGUUUCUGAAGCUCCACUCAUAUAUCCCCCUUCCCCCACCACCUUCCCCAUAUUAUUCCAUCAUGCUCCUGACUUACUGAUGCAGAAGACAGAAGUGGUCAAAUGGCCCAUUCCGAUGUCUAACUUGUAUGUUUGUCUCAAAUGUAUAUUGUUUUCCACCCCAAUAAAAGAGGUGAGAAAGGGUGUUGUGGUAUGCUGGUAUAAAAUCCAUAAAAUCAGGCUGUUUGCCCCAUAGGGUCCAUACUCACCCUUCAUAGGGCAUCCAACCCAUCUCUGAAAACCAGCCUUUCCCACGGUUAGCCGGCACAUCCCUGGACACUACAGGCCAAUUUAACAUGGCCAAUCCACCUUAACUGCACAUCUUUGGGCUGUGGGAGGAAAUGGGAGCACCCGAAUGAAACCCGCACAGACACAAGGAGAAUGUGCGAACUCCAAAUAGAAAGUUGCCCGAAGGUGCAAUUGAACCCAGUCCCUGGUGCUCUGAGCCUGAACUGGCUUGGUGGUUAGCACUGGAGCAUUGGUAUUAUCCCUACUUCUGGCCCAGGAGGUUGGGUUUCAAGUUAUCCUGUUCCAGAGGUGUGUAAAAACAUUGAGCAGGUUGGUUAGAAAAUAUUUUUGUUCCAAAAUUAAGGUUGAGAUUUUUGUUUUGAUUGUAACAUGACAAAGCAGUUCCCUUUAUUAAGUACCAACAACGUGGUGUUAUACAGUACAGAGCUUGUCAUAAGCCAAAAUUUCUCCAGUGUUUCCUCCGAAAUUUAAGUUUGGUCCUGAACUAUAAGUAGAUACCAGAAGAAAAAAAACUUGUUUUUUUUUGUGAUUUAAAAACUUGGUUGGUUUGAAGGAGAGAGAGUUGGAAAGGCUUAGGAAGGGAAUUCUAGCACUUGUGAAGCGGAAGCCAGUGUGGUUCAGAGAGAACGGGUGCAGUGAUGUGAAUCUCUCACUGGACUUGCACUUGGAAUUUCAGUCUUAUGCUCAAGAGUUCAAGCUAUUAGGCGUGAUACCCAACCCAACCAGUUUUAACUCUGUACGUGGUAAAGGGCCCAGAUAGAAUUCUAGCCAGACUGAGCUUGCCACAUGUCACGAUUUACCGGCACUUUAAUCAAAGUUGUGUUCAUUAUUGAAAAUAAAGGAAGUUUUGGGAGUCUGUCGUCAAGUUCUGGGUGCCUCAGAGCACUGAGUGCCACAGCAUCGCCACCCAUGAAUUAACAAUGUAGCAGAACUCCUGGUCAGUUUUCACUGCUACUCCUCCCUGCUGUCAUAUCCAUGAGAUAGUCAAAGGGCCUUGACUCCUGUUGCUGUUAGCCCAGCAUCCUUUACCAUAUUAUAGAAGUGUCCUUGCUUCUGGAGCAGCUCAAAGGGACUGUCAAAUUCGAUUAUUCUUCCAGCAUCCAAAACCAU